Messenger RNA from Myripristis murdjan (pinecone soldierfish), 2352 nucleotides. Its product is annotated as nuclear receptor-interacting protein 3-like. Gene Ontology annotation, biological process: proteolysis. Gene Ontology annotation, molecular function: aspartic-type endopeptidase activity. Bases 303 to 1037 code for a protein of 244 amino acids. NCBI's taxonomy places the organism in Eukaryota, Metazoa, Chordata, Actinopteri, Holocentriformes, Holocentridae. The transcript is spliced from 7 exons. The record is from RefSeq and is a predicted model, not a curated record.
UUAGGAAACUUAAUCAAAACAUCGUUGUAACGUGGGCCUAAUUGUUUGCCAGUACGAACUUUACUUUGAAAGGUUUUUCCUCCCGGAAGUCUUAUUUUUGUAGGCUCUUGCCUUGCCUGACAUGGGUGGGUGUGUGUAGCGUGUGGUGCGAUGGAGCUCUCUCCUCCUCUCCCGGGUCGUCAGCGCAUCCUGGAGGCAGCGGUGUGAGCAGCUCACUAUGGGCAGGUAGGGUCAGGGCUCCGGGAGGCAAGGAGGACACACACAUCCGGAUUCACGGAGCGCCGCGCAGAUCCACAUCCAGGAUGCUGACGGGGAUGCGGACGGAGAACAGGUGCGACGCGCAGCUCCUGGACGCUGCGGCGCUGAGGCAGCAGAGGAGGCUGAAGCAGGCGAUCCAGUUCCUGCACAAGGACUCCGCUGAUCUGCUGCCCCUGGACGGACUGAAAAAGCUGGGCACGUCCAAAGAGGGGCAGCCGCACCAUAUUCUCCAGAAGCGGCUGUUGGAAGCCAAGCUGGCCCGGGGCCGGCUGAACACGUGCGGGGUCACAGCCAACAACAACGGGGUCCUUCUGAAUCGUAAUCAGGUCAAAUCACUCAAGGAUGAGGAAGAGGAGGAGGAAGACUUCAUCUAUGUGCCGUGCAAAUGCUCAGGCCAGGAGGACAGGCUGUUGAUUGACACAGGCUGCAAACUGAACCUCAUGUCCUCGUUGACUGUUGAAAAAUUAGGCCUGAAUGAAACGGUUGACGUGAACAAAACAGAGAUGGACGGCUUUCCAUUUCAGCGGAAGCUGAGAAUCACCGGCCACAUCGAGGAGCUCAGCCUCACCAUCGGCCAGCUCAGAAUAAAGUGCUCCUUUGCCAUAGUGGAAAGCAACAGGUUGCUGAUGUCCCUGGGCAACAAGACAUUAAAGUCACUCAAGUGUGUAAUCGACACUGAGAAUCAGAUGCUGGUGUUUGGGAGGACAGUGAGGGAGCAUGUCCAGUUUGCCAAAAAGCCAUUCAGUGAGAGCAGUUCCUCUGACUUCAGACACAUGUGACCUCCACAUGCAGUGAAGCCAACCCUCAUCACAGUGACCAAAAGCAAUAGGAUCAGUUUAGUCAUAAUCUGUUGUGAUGACAUGCCUCUCUGGGGAUCUGUAGUUUCUUCCCUCAGUCUCCCUCUCUUUCUUUGUCAUAUGAAUAACAGACAUAACACAUAAUAGGAAGAGAUGUAGUCAACACACACACACACACACACACAUGCAGUUGUUCACAUGGCACUGUUCAUCGCUCAGAGUAGGAUUACAGUGUCCAGCUGAUGACUGGGACAUGCAAACUAUUCUUGAUGGUAGUUGCACGGUAGAAAUGGGGCGAUUUGAUAUUAUACAAAUGAGCACAACGGUAACAGAGCGAUAAACAAUCAGUAGUGGAAAAAAAUGGCUUUCAAACUCUCCCAGUCAUUACAUUAAAAUCACUCCAUGGAGCUCUUUGGCUUUGAAUGGAAAAUGGAAGGAAUUUCCCAAAUUAUAUUUCCUUCAGUUUAUAGAAUUCCUGACAGACACAUGAAUGUACGAGGCAAGUGGCAGAGAUUAUUGGCUGUCAUGGUGUAGGCCAAUAGAGGUAGGUUUUUUUUUUGUUUGUUUUUUUUAGCUUUCUCGCUCACCUGUACCAUCACAUGGCAGUAGACAUUUAGUUAAGUGUAGUAUAAUUUCAGGAUCACAUCCUACAGACAAAUUAUUAUGGAUUAGAUUUUAUUUUACAAAAUAAAAUCAGUAAAAAAUAUUAUUAGUUCUUAUUAAUAUUGAAAUAUAAAAUUGGCAUCCGCACACACACAAAAAAAUUAAAUAAAACUGAUGAUUGACCUGUAGUCUGCCAUCACAUUGAUACUAAACUAGCUAAGUAGCAAAGAUGACAUGUUAGAGACUAAUGAUUAUGGAUUUUGUUUGGGCAUAAAAUACAAAAUUGGCAUACGCAAACAAGGACUGAUACUAAAACUGAUGCUUGGCCGAAGAACACACCGUUUGAAAGGUGCAACAUGAUGCAAAGCAGAGCGGUGGAGCUUGGUCUGCAUGUAGCGUGAAGGACAUCAGCUGAUCAGCUCACUGGUAGUGUACACCUAGGUACUGUAACUAGAAUCUGUAGCCUGUGGAGUUUAACAGUCUUAUAAAAUUAUUUAUAGGUAUUGUAUUCUACAACUUUAUAUUGUUUUGUGAGACUAUACAAAAAAGGGGCGGGGGCAAACUGAAUGGUGGCCCGACUAUCUCAUUUCAUGUGAUAUCAGAGCACACAGAAAUAGCAGGAAACAAAUCAGAUUCUGUUCAUGAUACGAUUUCAGUCAGUAUAAAAGCUUUAGGCUACUUAAGCACACCGCGU